ACUGACAGAGAGAGAGGAGGCGGGGCCAGGCGGUGGAAGUGGGCGGAGCCAUGGGGGUCCCAUUGAGUUUGUAAGGCGACGUUGAGGGGCGUUUGUUCGUCUCCAGCUUUGGAACCGAAGAGGGAGAUCUGACUCGUAUCAGGAUGUUACGCUUUCGCCUUCUCCCUGCUGUAGCAGGUUUAGCUGCCAUUUCUAGGCGGCAUUAUGGAACAACCCAGUCCAUCCGUAGCCGGCGCAGGCUGUUGAUGGUGGCUUUUGUAGGAACUACAGCUGUGACAGCAAGCACUGGACUUCUUUGGAAAAGAGCCAAUGCAGAAGCACCAUCGUCUGUGAAACAUGAUAUAAGGACAGAAUCUGGUGAGAAGGUGAAGGAUGGAGAAGAAGCUGUGAAUGAAGAAUGUGAUGACAGGAAAGCUGUAGAGUCAAGUGAUGAGGAUGCUCCAACAGAAGGGAAGAAGAAAAAGCGUUCUGGAUUUCGAGAUCGUAAGGUGAUGGAGUAUGAAAACAGGAUCCGAGCAUACUCUACUCCAGAUAAAAUCUUUCGAUAUUUUGCUACCUUGAAAGUAAUCAGUGAGCAUGGAGAGUCGGAAGUGUUUAUGACUCCACAAGAUUUUGUGCGAUCUAUAACUCCAAAUGAAAAACAACCUGAACACCUAGGCCUUGAUCAGUUUGUGGUAAAACGCUAUGAUGGAAAGGAUUUUUGGCAGACAGAGAGAAUCUCCCAGGAACGUGAGAAGUUUGCUGAUGAAGACAGUAUCUUUUAUGCACUUGGAGAAUGUGGUCUGAUCUCCUUUUCUGACUACAUCUUCCUCACAACAGUCCUCUCUACUCCUCAGAGGAAUUUUGAAAUCGCUUUCAAGAUGUUUGAUCUAAAUGGUGAUGGAGAAGUGGAUAUGGAAGAGUUUGAACAGGUUCAGAGCAUCAUUCGUUCCCAGACUAGCAUGGGCAUGCGCCAUAGGGAUCGUUCAACUACAGGGAACACCUUGAAGACAGGCUUUAACUCUGCAUUGACCACAUACUUUUUUGGAGCUGAUCUAAAGGGCAAACUGACUAUUUCCCACUUCCUGGAAUUCCAGCGCAAACUUCAACAUGACAUUCUCAAGCUUGAGUUUGAAAGGCAUGAUCCUGUAAAUGGACGGAUCACAGAGCGCCAGUUUGGCAGUAUGCUGUUGGCGUACAGUGGAGUGCAGUCUAAAAAGCUCAAUCUCAUGCUGAAGCAACUCAAAAAGCAUUUCCAGGAUGGAGAGGGGCUGACAUUUGAAGAAGUAGAAAAUUUCUUCACUUUCCUGAAAAAUAUAAAUGAUGUCGAUACAGCUUUAAGUUUUUAUCACAUGGCUGGAGCAUCUCUUGAUAAAGAUACUAUGCAGCAGGUAGCCAAGACCGUGGCAAAAGUGGAGCUGUCAGACCAUGUCUGUGAUGUGGUGUUCGCUCUUUUUGACUGUGAUGGAAACGGUGAACUGAGCAACAAAGAGUUUGUCGCCAUUAUGAAGCAGAGGCUUAUGAGGGGUUUGGAAAAACCCAAAGACAUGGGGUUUACGCGACUCAUGAGGGCCAUGUGGAAAUGCGCACAGGAGACUGCUUGGGAUUUUGCCAUGCCCAAACAAUAACCCUAAGCAGAAAGAGAAGACCUGGCUGCAACACUCAGAUGGAAGAUUGUGAAUUCUGCUGUGCUCUUACCAUCUGACAAAUAGCCAUCUUGUUAGAUGCUCCAGGAAUGAAGGCUAUCUCCGAAUGACCACGUUCCAUUGCUGCACUGAAAAAACAAUCCCGGAAGGCAAAGACUGUUAAAGACUGCAAUUUUUUUCUUUCAAGAAUACCUAAGCAUAAACUUGGAUGCACUCUCAAAUUGCCUUUUAUCUUAACUGCCUUCCUUAUACAUAUACACAAAGCAUUUCCUCGUUUUCUCCUUAGUUUAUAUUUUAUAUCUCUCAGGAAGAAAACCCAGCAAAUCACUAGAAUAAUUAGCUUUGAAUAUUGCAGCUGCUGCUUCCCUCUUCAGAGAAAAACGACUGAGCUUGGAGAUACAAAAGAACAAUACUGCUUGCAUCAGUGGUAGCUGACUUUUUGAGUAUUGUGAGGCUGAUAAUGCUUGAGAUUGACGCAGCACUUCCUCCUGCCCUACCCCUGAAGUUUCCUAAAAGUUUUUUAAAGGGAGGGAUGGGGAAAACAAAAACCAGUGUUGAUUAUGCAUGUUAAAUGUCAGAAAGUCAAAACAUCUACUAUUCCUUAAGCUGCCCCAAAUAUGGCCAAAUAAGCGUAGAAGGAUGUGCAAUACCACAAACCUGUUUUUUUAUGGACUUUUGACUUGUCCCUCCAACCCAAUGUGUGUGCUCUCACCUGUAAUUUUCCCCCAUAAUGAGCUUAUGAUGAUUUGUUCUUUCGUAUAAUAUUAAAGCUGAUCUUUACAGAGCA
This is a messenger RNA of Sceloporus undulatus (fence lizard), 2412 nucleotides long. It is a transcript of the gene MICU1, whose product is annotated as mitochondrial calcium uptake 1. Bases 144 to 1607 code for a protein of 487 amino acids. Gene Ontology annotation, molecular function: calcium ion binding. NCBI's taxonomy places the organism in Eukaryota, Metazoa, Chordata, Lepidosauria, Squamata, Phrynosomatidae. Gene Ontology annotation, biological process: mitochondrial calcium ion homeostasis; calcium import into the mitochondrion. Gene Ontology annotation, cellular component: uniplex complex. The transcript is spliced from 14 exons. The record is from RefSeq and is a predicted model, not a curated record.